Babesia ovata is the source of this 4617-nucleotide messenger RNA. RefSeq names its product cell division control protein 42, putative. The coding region runs from base 1 to 4617 and encodes 1538 amino acids. Lineage: Eukaryota; Apicomplexa; Aconoidasida; Piroplasmida; Babesiidae. The record is from RefSeq and is a predicted model, not a curated record. The transcript has a single exon.
AUGGAGGCUGAAGGAAGAAGCUCAGGUGUAGGCAAUGGCCACCAUGACGACCUGCCCAAACAGUCGCCACCACGGUCUCAGCUCCCCUCGCCUAGUCACAGCUUCAUCGAAGCAGCAGGCGCGGGUAAAAGCAGGUCUUAUGCACCUAUUAUAUCAAGUAAAGAUGGAACCAAUGGUCCAGUCGUUCUAGUCAAGGCGGGAAGCGCAGAAAUGCCCUCUGAAUACAUCGACAUACGAAUCCCGAGCCCGAGUUUACUACGCAUGAUCAACACAGAACCCGUCGUAGACAUAGGACACAUAUGCCUCGAUGAAAACGGAUCAGAGAGUCUGUUGGUUGAUCCCAUAUCGACUGGUACGCCGACAAGAAUGCGUCAGUCUCUGACCGACCAAGUGAGAUCAGGCGGGAAGUGCAGUGAUCAGGCACCACCGAGGAAUUCGAUAUCGCCAACCAGUUCUGCGAGUUCUCAACAGUUGACAACUGCACCUGGACUUGGAACCCCAAUCUCUGCGAAUAUGGUGCAUUCCGCGGAUGCUCAAAGCAUACAAACACCUCAUCGGACGCCGGAAUCGUCGCCAAGUUCGCGUGAAUUCCACAACGCGUUCUCAGUAUCUGUGGAUAAGGUGCCAGAAGGCCCCAUGUCGCCACCGUCUCAUCGUCGUUUGGACCGUAAUCCACCAUCAUCAGUGCUCUCCAGCGUCAGCGCGCCAGGCGGUUACUUCAACGUGUACAGGAGCAAUUCGACACCGGAUAACCGAGACCAUAAUAGUGGCUCUUCCUUUAGCGUGUCACUCUCCGUGCGGUCAGGGGAGAGCUCGACUACGGGUGCGAGCUCAGGAACGCUAUCCACAAUGACGCCGUCGUCUGAAGAAUCUUUGGUUAUAGAAUCUCCGCCGAACUCCGACAUCGGAUCGCACAUAAUCCAGCAUUCCAUGGCGCCUGUUGUGCGCAGAAUAUCUGGAAAUACCAUGUCUAGAGAGGUAGCACCGAGAGACACCCCAAGAAACCACGCUGAUCAGGCUGCGCAGUUCCCGCAACAGUUUCACAGUUAUUCUCAAAGGGAAGUUGGUGCGGAGGAUUCGUUGGGCAAUAAUUUCUUCAGUCCCACGCAUCGUAUGUCCAACUCUGGCGGACUGAAUGGGCUCUCCUUUACCGACGCGCCUCCACGCCAGUCAACUGGACGUGCGCCGGGAAGCAACGUCGUCGACGGAGUAUCCACGGGGCGCACUAUAGUUAGCCCUCUCAUUCAUCGUGAACUAUUGGCAACGCUGGGGGAGGAGCUGCGUAACGUGUGUCCGCUCUCUGGCAUUGGCGGCGGUGGCCGUCUUAGCGAGCCAAGUGGCAUACUGAGUCAUCGAAGUGCCGAUGAGGGACGCUCGCCGCCACACCGUGGAUCCGAAAUGGCUCGAAUAAGACAAGAUAAUAUAGAAAGGUAUAUCGCCUCCGGCAAUUUUUUUGAGGAUGAGGGUCACCUCAUCGCUGCAACGAACGGAGAAAGAAGGCACCAUGAAAUUACCACGCGCACCGGCAGGCGCAGCAGCGGAGACGAAAACGCAUCUGCACCACCUCGGGUGCGUCUUUCGAAUACUGAAGAAAUGGGUGAUGGGUUAAUCGUGAAACUCGGUGGUGAAGCGGAGCAUGCAGUGGACGACGAAGAGGAGGGUAGCAUAUUCCUGAUACCAGAUAACUUCAACCUGUAUGCCGCAUCAUUCGGUGACCCGGUGGUAAAAAGCAGUAGCGUUAAUCUGGAUGAUGACGUCCAGAUGUACACGGCCAGGGGACAGGAGUCGGAGGACGAUCAGCCUUACACUGGAUCCGAGACGCUAAAUUUUACGUUCUCUUACAGUGACGCUCCGGCGGUCAUCCAAUCACAGGAGGAAAGUAAUAGUUCCGGAAGUUCCCCAUAUGGUAUUGGUGCACUUUCUUUCAGCGCAUCGAGAGACUUGCCGUACGAAGCUGCAGUGAGUGGCCAGGGGCCACCAGGAACACUUGCGCCAAGUGCUGCCAUUCAAAUUGAGGAUCUGCAGUCAAACAACGCAUUCAGCGCUGUCGACAAGAAUAUUGAGAGCUACGACGCACCCAUGGAGGGAAUGACAUUCUCCGACCGAGUCCAACUUUUCGUCGCACGUCGGGCUAGUGAGCAUGGACCCGAUAGUUUGAACCAGACCGAUUCCAAGCGGAACUCUGUGGGUGAAAUAAAUCUGGAUGAAGACUAUAUAAAGGCUAAAACGAACAUCAUGACGUCUAUUGAGUACGAAUCGGCCGAAGAAAUCGCAUGUGGAGCCACCACCAGCUCACCCUCGAACCUCGGUACGCCGGAAAACAGCAAUGUUGUAGAAACAAUGCCGGUAUAUACGGCAUUUCAAGAGAGUGUCACUCGACCGGACAUAUCCAACAUGGGUACCCUGAUGCCACUUAUCACUGAAAAUGAGCGGCUGGAGCUUGAAAGGUCCCAACAUCCGCUCUCCCCACCUCGCGCCCCGGAAGGUUUAAUGCAUACGGACGAUGCUAUUAAUAAACUGUAUUCCGUCAUACCGUCAACUUACAGCACCAAGGUUGUGGCUACAACUGGGAUGCAGUACAUACCUGGAGUAGAAAUGGUUGCCGAGAACGCCAUUCCGGUGCCGUACCCAUCGCAACAUGCACCACUUCCGGGGAACACCGGGACCCUGCAUAUGAGAAACUUCUAUACGAACUUAGUCGGGGAAAAGUCACGGCUACACAGCGACACUGUGCCGCCAUAUGAUGUACAACCCAUGCCCUCCAGGGCAUACGAGCCGCUAAACAAUUCCAAACGCAUCAAGCUGAGUGAUAUGAGCCCCCGCAGCUUCAACAACGGAUCUGUACAAAUGGGCGCUAAUAAUCCCAUAGUGAUGCCAGAAGCCGCGAAAUUGGUGAACGAUGCGCACAAGAGGGUACGAGUCGUCAUCGGGGCCAAACUUUGUGAAGACGGUUACAACUUCCCAACGGACACCAACGGACGCUUGGCGUAUAAUGUCACGGGUUCUUCGGUUUAUCCGGGGGUUAAUACGCUGCCUUCAUCGCUAAUAAGGCCGACAUCGCAAAACCGCGAGGUUCGAGAGGGGGCCAGGCAGAUGCUUUCCGAAGUCGUGCAGAAACUGAAAAACAUCAACGCCGCAAAAGAGAAGAUACGGCAGAGUUGUUUAUUGGCAACGAAGCACUCUCCUAUGCUCGUAAAGGCCAAUGAAGUGUACUGUUCGGUGGCCAAGGAAUGCCGUCAGUUGACCAAGUCGAUACAGCAAAGGCAGGAGUAUAUUGAAUUGCAGAAAAAGCUCAUUGAUUUCAAAACAAAGCAGCUUAAUCAUAUCAGGCAGAGAGUUGGAACUCUCAAGCAGCGCAUCAAAGUGCGCGAGGCCAAUGCUCCCAAAUUGCAACAUAUGGAACACUUGAUCGAAACCCUGCGCAACAUCUACGCGGCGACGGGCAUAAGGGUGGUGCCUCUAGACGCGGGGUCGAAGAAUAUCCGUUGGGUUUUUGCAAUUUUCUUCAAUGCGGAUCCCAACACAAGGCGCUAUAUCCGCAGCUUCAAGGCGAGCUGGCAUAACGACCUCGUGCGUGCUGCCGAUCAAUUGAUCGAAGGCGCCGUGAACAAACCCCUGGUCUAUCAUCGCAUCAAAGCGGAGCAGCGCUUCAACCCAGAAAUCAACAUGGUGGUGUGCAUGAAAACAACUGACAGAGGGGUGGGACGCGGAAACCUCCCGUCUAGCAUGCGGUCGGUGCUAAGGUGUGGUGACGAGUCGUCCCCAGACGUGGAAGCAAUUCGGACGCCGUACCAUCGUGCACACGUACCGGCGUUCAGGAGCGACGAGUGGUCAUCAAGUAGUCCUGGAUCAUCCACAACACCCUCCGUGACCAGGGGCAUAUUCAAACCCCACUCGUUGGGGGCAGAGUCGACGCACUCCUCGACCUCCGACGCGGACACCUUAGAAACUGAGGACACGGCCAUCGAAUUCCCACAAGGCACAUCGCAUAUAACCGUUUGUCCUGUUAACUGGGAUGAACUGGUGGACGUGGAGGACGUGAGCCGGGGGCUCCGGGUGGUGUUCACGGCACCGAGAUUCAAGACCGGGGGAGGCUCGGAUAAGGUGUGGGAGCAGGUGCUGGCGCGGCUGCUCGAAGCGGCCAACAAGCGCAUGCACCAGCUCAUAUCGCGACUUAUGACGCGUAACGCGGAUGAGAGCCAUCCCAUCACGCUGAUCGCACUGAUACGUGAGAUCAUGGACUACGGCUCGGCGCUGAGCGCGCGAAUCAGGGUGGUGCAACGCGAGCUCUUGCAGCUUCUCACAAGCACAUGCGGCGGCAAAUUUGCUACGAACGGAGACAUCGUAACCAUCGAGGUUGUGCUCACGCCGCAAAUGCCCAAGAGGCCGUCGCUGCUGUGCUCGGUUGACGUUGACGCCUACGACCUGCUGCAGAAGGGCUCGUACGCGCGUGCCGCCAGGAACAUCAGGUUCCGCGCGAUACCGCGCGGCUACGAAUCCCUGCUGCGCGACAUCAACGCCGCAAUGUCAGCGGCCGAUCGGAACCGCAGCAUCUACGACUUCAUAGUGGGCGCAUGCGCCCAGGCAGGCCACAUGCUAUAUAAACAUGGCAAUUAA